UCGUCAACUUCAAAACUUCAAAAAGUCAAAACCCUAAAACGUUUCUACAAAACCCCCAGGCCCCAAAACCUCUUGAUUUUCUCUGGAACCAGCAAUGCGGAAACCUAAAGAUAAACCUGCAAAACAAGCGAAUCAAUUAAUCGAAAUCAAAGAGGAACCUAUGGACGAAGAAGGACGACGAACAGUACAGCCGCCGCAGGAGGCUGAGGACGAGAACGAAGUGAAAGAUGAACUGGAAGAAGAGAACGACGACGGCGGCAGCAGCGAAGUGGAAGACGAAGAAAAGAGCUUUGACGAGCUGGGGCUGGACCCUCGGUUGAUUCGAGCUCUUAGCAAGAAGGAUAUUAGUGUCUCAAAGCCAACGCCAAUUCAACGCGUUGCUAUUCCUCUCAUACUGGAAGGAAAGGAUGUGGUUGCACGAGCAAAGACUGGUUCUGGAAAGACGCUAGCAUACCUACUGCCCUUGCUUCAUAAGCUGUUUGCUGAUUCUGGAUUGAAGCAAAAGAAUGCUCCUUCUGCCUUCAUUCUUGUUUAUAAGGAGAUAUCUUCACUCAUAGACUUGUGUAAAGUGCAUUUGAAGGCUGUGCAGUUGAGAAGCAACAUGCCUAUAUCUGAUAUGUGUGCUGCAUUGUCUGGACCUCCUGAUAUUCUGAUCUCAACUCCUGCUUGUGUUGCCAAGUGCUUGUCAACUGGUGUACUUCAAUCGACAUCAGUUGCCGAUUCUCUGGAAAUACUUGUUCUGGAUGAGGUGAGUCUUCUCCAUGCUUCGAUUUUAGUUUGCUAUAAAUUGUUUGAUGGCCUGAAAGUAAAAGGCCAUUUGCAAGCAGAUCUGUUAUUAUCUUUUGGCUUUGAAGAGGACCUAAAAGCUCUUACCGCUCUUCUUCCUAGGCGUUGUCAAUGCCUUCUUAUGUCUGCCACAUCAAGUGAUGAUGUUGAUAAACUCAAGAAGCUUAUCCUACACAAUCCAUAUAUCUUGACUUUGCCAGAAGUUGAUGGCGUGAAGGAUGAAGUCAUUCCCAAAAAUGUUCAACAAUUUUGGAUUUCGACCAGUGAUCAAGACAAGCUAGUUCAUAUUCUUGCCCUAUUGAAGCUGGAGCUCAUACAGAAAAAAGUUAUUAUAUUUACCAAUUCUAUUGAUAUGAGUUUCAGAUUGAAACUUUUCCUUGAAAAGUUUGGAAUCAAAUCUGCUGUUUUAAAUUCAGAGUUGCCGCAAAAUUCUCGUCUCCAUAUCCUUGAGGAAUUUAAUGCUGGGCUUUUCGACUAUCUGAUUGAUGGGGAUGAGAGUGAGGUAAAAGAUGAGCAACUUGCUAACAAAGGUAGUAAUGUGAAUACCAAAAGGUCUAAAAAGUACCCAAAGCAGAAACUGGACUCAGAAUUCGGGGUUGUGAGGGGAAUUGACUUCAAAAACGUAUUCACGGUCAUAAAUUAUGAUAUGCCUGGUUCUGCUGUUGGAUAUGUCCAUCGAAUUGGACGGACUGGAAGAGCAUACAACACUGGUGUUUCUGUUUCUCUCGUUUCUCCAGAUGAGAUGGACAUUCUUGAAGAAGUAAAAUCUUUGUUGGGCAAUGAGGAAGAUCAGAAUUCGGAUGUCAUCUCUCCAUUCCCUUUGCUGACUAAGAGCGCUGUUGAGUCAUUACGGUAUAGGGCUGAGGACACAGCGAAGAGUGUUACAAGAGUUGCUGUCCGAGAAGCUCGGGCACAGGAUCUGAGGAAUGAAAUUCUAAACUCAGAAAAGUUGAAGUCUCAUUUUGAAGCUAAUCCAAGGGACUUAGAUUUACUAAAACACGACAGGAUUUUGAGCCAGAAGCCACCUGCUCCUCAUCUGCGCAAGGUGCCUGAUUACUUGAUCGAUGCCACCACGAAGGAAGCCAGUAAGAUGGUGAAGCUUGCUAGAGCCGCGAUGGGGAAUAAUCCUUCUCGACGUCAGGGGUUCAAAAGAAAGCUGAAAAAAGGAGGGGGAGACCCUCUCAAGUCAUUCUCUGCAGAGGGAAGGAAGGGAGCUCGAAAAGGUGGUAUGAAAAGAGGAGGCCGAAGCACUGAUGGCAAUCAUAACCACAAGAAGCGGAAAUCUGUGUGAGCUAUGAUUAUUGUUGUCUUUGGGGUAAUUCCCGUUGCAAUUUUGAUGGCCUCAUUUAGACAGUAAUCGAGGGAAAAAAAGGAAGUGCGUAUUUCUCAACUUAAAUAGAUAAAGUGACUGAAAAUUAGUUUAAUUCAGAUUAGAAAUGAAAAAUAGAGGUUACAAAAAUCUCUGUGUUUUUUUAAUAAUGAGCCAUGUAGUUAACUAGAUUACACAUGCGGGAGAUAUCUAUGAUUGGUAAAGAACAUCAAACUUAACUAAAAA
Messenger RNA from Linum tenue, 2341 nucleotides. Lineage: Eukaryota; Viridiplantae; Streptophyta; Magnoliopsida; Malpighiales; Linaceae. The record is from the annotation of a GenBank genome assembly.